Messenger RNA from Gekko japonicus, 2348 nucleotides. RefSeq names its product chromobox 5 (gene CBX5). The record is from RefSeq and is a predicted model, not a curated record. NCBI's taxonomy places the organism in Eukaryota, Metazoa, Chordata, Lepidosauria, Squamata, Gekkonidae. Gene Ontology annotation, biological process: negative regulation of transcription by RNA polymerase II; chromatin organization. Gene Ontology annotation, molecular function: chromatin binding. Gene Ontology annotation, cellular component: nucleus; pericentric heterochromatin. The coding region runs from base 33 to 602 and encodes 189 amino acids. The transcript has 4 exons.
AGCCUUGGUGCGUUAGGUGCAACUUCCACGCUAUGGGCAAGAGAAACAAGAGGACAGCAGAUAGUUCGUCCUCUGAAGAUGAGGAGGAAUAUGUUGUGGAGAAGGUUCUAGACAGGCGUGUUGUGAAGGGUCAAGUGGAGUAUCUUCUCAAGUGGAAAGGAUUCUCUGAGGAGCAUAAUACUUGGGAACCCGAGAAGAACCUUGACUGCCCUGAACUGAUUUCUGAGUUUAUGAAAAAAUAUAAAAAAAUGAAAGAAGGUGAAAACAAACCCCGGGAGAAAUCGGAGAGUGCCAAGCGAAAAUCAAGCCUCGCCAAUAAUACUGAGGACCUCAAAGCCAAAAAGAAGAGGGAGAGCACCGAUAUCGCCAGGGGCUUUGAAAGAGGAUUGGAGCCGGAAAAGAUCAUCGGAGCCACAGAUUCCUGUGGCGAUUUAAUGUUCCUAAUGAAAUGGAAGGACACGGAUGAGGCUGACCUGGUUCUAGCCAAAGAAGCCAACGUGAAGUGCCCUCAAAUCGUGAUAGCGUUUUAUGAAGAGAGAUUGACCUGGCACGCGUACCCAGAAGACGCCGAGAACAAAGAGCGGGAGGCAGUGAAGAGCUAAAGUGACCGGGGUCCUUUGUCCAUCCAUAGCUGUACAUAUCCCACCCACCCCUCUCUUCCCCCCUCAGCCCAAACACAUCCAUAAAAAUGUGCUUAUUACUGUGUUCCGCAGGAGAAACGUUGAUAUUGAUUGGUUUAGUUAUGACAUAAAUGGUGUCAAGUCGCGUUACGGUUUUGCUCCAAGAGAUUGACAUGCUGUGUGUGCGUGUGUUCCUCCCUCCCUUCAUGUCAUAAUCCAAAACAUGGUUCUCACUUUGAAAGCCCUCUUAGAGCCUGCAGGUCCUUUUUUUUUCCUCCUCCCUGCCUGGAGGGUUCACCUUCUGCGUCACGUUGCUUUAUUGCGGGUCAUCCCAUCCUCUUGCUCUAGGAGAGGGCUAUGAAAGUGACAAGAGCUACCCGCAUUGGGGGAAAAGACGCCCUCUGACUCAGCACACGGUUUGGAUUGUGAGAUUAAACCCCCUCCAACAGAAAACCUCCAGCCACCCUAUUAGUCAAGGCGGAUCCCCACGGGGCUUCUUUUUAACGGCUUAAGAACAUCUUGACAUCUUGCCGAGUUCAGUUCCAGGAAGCUGGAGAGCAGUUCUCACCCAGAUCCCCAGUGCCGGUUUCACUUGCACCAACCCCAUUCCUACCGAGUCCAUUUUCUGGCUGCCAGGCAGGAGCGAGUAACCUGGAAAGGGAAUCGCCAGAAAAUGGUUCACUAAAAAAAAAAAAGACACCUCUUCUUCCAUCUAUCCCCCAACACCCCCCCAGCCUUUUCCAUCUGCCAUUUCCUCCUGCCAUUCCCAGUAUCCUUGUCUUCCGUUUUUCAUUUCAUGCAGUAACUGUGUAUUACGUAGGUGUGAGCAUUAUGUGCCAUCCUUAAAUAAUUUGUGCUGCCUGUGACUGUUCCUCAAAGGCCAAACGUUGCAGUCCCAAAAUCCGAUCAAUUUCUGGGCUCGGCCACCAUGAGAAUGGGGAAGGGCUUCCUGACAUAUCGCAGACUUCCCUGACACAAUAAUCUCUGGGUGGCAGAGCCCUUCCUGUCUGGGUUCGGAGUCCUGGCAUCAUCUCUAAAAGAAACAGUUCUCCCUGGCUACAUUUUCCACAUUGUUUUUCAAAGCAAAAUAACUCGGAGGAGAAGCCUCCUGUGAGAACACUGCAGGCACCUGGCCUCAUCUGGCCAGAUAUGAGGCAUCUGUCUAGCAACAGCGCAGAAGCUGCAAGAGCUAUUCAGGUCUGGCAUUUGUUUCCCUUUAGCUGUCGCCUGACAUGUGCUUUCUCUGCACUGCUGCCAUGGCACAAUUCCAGUUUUAGAAUCUUGGGACCGCUGGCAUUAAGACAUUAUUCCUGGAAGUGCUUUUUUCCCUCUUGUUCCGAUGGGGGGAAAGGGCCAGAGGAACAGGUCACAGAAAGCAAGUAGCUGAGCCCCCCCCCCCUCUGUAUUGCCUCUUUCCCAUGACAAUUCCUAUGCAUGUUUUUUUUAAAUUUCAUAUGGCAUGUCUGUAUUGUGUAGUGUAGGCGGGACACAGGGCCCUUCAGGAUUUUAGUAGCUCAUUAAUAGUUUCAUCUUCACUUUCCCUCCUUGCUGACAGACUUGCUGUAACUCUCAACAAUAAAAGACAAAAGUUCGACAGUAUUAAUUGGUGCCAGCAUCUCCCCCCCCCCUUCCCCCCCUGACUUUCUGGAUGCCAGAAGGUAAUUAAACACGUGGAAUUCACUGCCUCUAGAAGUGAUGGUGGCUACCAGUACAGACAGCUUCAAGAGG